UUCUCGUUUGCAGAGCAAUGGGAACAUCCCCAGGACACCGAGGUUCUGGGAGCUCUGGACCUUGGCGGUGCCUCGACGCAGAUCACCUUCCAGCCCGGGGUCCCUGUGCAGGACAGGAACACGUCCGUGUUCUUCCGGCUCUACGGCACCAACUACUCCCUGUACAGCCACAGCUACCUGUGCUACGGGCAGAGCCAGGCCCUGAAGAUGCUGCUGGCAGCUCUGCACCAGGCCAGCUCGAGUGCCCAGAUCUCCCACCCCUGCUACCCGCGGGGGUACCGGGAGAACCUCACUGUGGCAGAGCUGUACGACAGCCCCUGUGUGCGUGCACCGAGCUCAGCCAGCCCUGGCCUGGUCCUGACGGUGACAGGGACAGGGGAGCCAGGCGCGUGUGGCACGGCCAUCCAGAGUCUCUUCAACUUCAGCUGCGGGGCAGAGCGGCCGUGCGGGUUCAAUGGGGUGUAUCAGCCCCCCGUGCGGGGACAGUUCUUU
This is a messenger RNA of Pseudopodoces humilis (Tibetan ground-tit), 492 nucleotides long. Lineage: Eukaryota; Metazoa; Chordata; Aves; Passeriformes; Paridae. The record is from RefSeq and is a predicted model, not a curated record.